AUGGAACUCACUGAUUCUCAGGAAGCUGUUGCCCAGCUGACUGUGCCCGGGCCAACUCUGGCUUUCCAAAAUAUCAGUUACUUUGUCCACAUCACCACCAGGUCCUUUUUCUCAAAAGAAGCAGAAGAAAAGGAAAUUCUCAGAAAUGUCAGUGGCAUUAUGAAGCCUGGAAUGAAUGCCAUUUUAGGACCCACUGGAAGUGGCAAAACCUCACUCCUUGAUGUACUUGCAGGAUGGAAAGACCCCAAGGGUCUUAGAAAUGGACAAAUCUUCAUGGAUGGGAAAGCAGUAAACUCAAAAUUGCACCUAUGCUCUGCCUACAUCGUGCAGGAGGAUAUUCUGAUGGGAACACUCACUGUCCGUGAGAACCUCCAGUUCUCUGCCAGCCUGCGCCUCCCACAGAGUCGGAACAAUGAAGCAGAAAAGCAGCUGAAGGUCAAUGCCGUGAUACAGGAGCUGGGGCUGCAGGAAUGUGCUGACACCAAGAUUGGCACUGAGUUCCUGCGUGGCGUUUCCGGAGGGGAGAAGAAGCGGUGCAGCAUUGGCAUGGAGCUCAUCACUGCACCUUCACUGAUAUUCCUGGAUGAGCCAACCACGGGACUGGAUGCCAACACAGCUAAUGCCAUCAUGCAGCUGCUGCACCAACUCUCCAGAAAAGGAAAAACUGUGAUUUUUUCUAUCCACCAGCCACGUUAUUCCAUCUUCCGUCUGUUUGAUCAUCUAAUGCUGAUGAAUAAAGGAGAAAUCAUUUAUGCAGGACCAGCUGAAGAGUCCACUGGUUAUUUCAACAGCAUUGGAUACCAAUGUGAAGCAUUUAACAACCCUUUGGACUUCUUCCUGGAUGUCAUCAGUGGUGAGAUCAUGCAGUCCCGGCCUAGUCCAGAGUUAGGUGAGUGCUGUGCAAUUACAUUGGCUGAGAAAGAGAGAGGUGAUGGUAGAAUAGCAGACAGGACAAUUGACAAGAAUCCACUGCCCAUGUACUACCACAAGUCCCGCUACUAUGAGCAGCUUCAGCAAGAGCUGGAAAACCUACAGCCAUUCGAGAGCCACCUCCGGGAUACUGGUGCAACAAAAGCCACCUACGCCACCUCAUUCUUCCACCAGCUGUACACUGUGAGCAAUCGCAAUGUGAAGAACAUCCUGAGGAAUCCUCAGACAUCCAUUGGCCAGCUGCUAUUGGGCACUUUCUUCUCUGUGUUGGUGGGGCUCAUUUUCUACCAAGUACCAGCCACUCUGCCUGAAGCCUUUCAGAACAGGUUGGGAGCUUUCUUCUUCCUGGUCAUCAAUCAGGUCUUUGGGAAUCUGUCUGCAGUAGAGCUCUUCAUCAAUGAGAGAAGGCUCUUCAUUCACGAGAGCUCAAGGGGAUACUAUAGGACCUCAGCUUAUUUUCUGGCCAAGGUGUUUGCUGAUCUGAUUCCCAAUCGUAUCAUACCCUUGUUGAUGUUCUCUGCCAUAUCAUACUUCAUGAUGGGUCUGAAACAGGAUGCAGGAGCUUUCUUCCUGUAUGUUCUUUCCCUCAGUCUGACAAAUGUGGCAGCUGUGAGCAUGGCCUUCCUGGUGAGCGCCAGUGUCAGCACAUUCGCCAUCGCUAACGUCUUAAUCGCCUUGCCCUUCGUCUUCAUGAUGGUCUUUGGUGGAUUCCUUGUAAACCUGAACUCCAUGCUGAAUUGGCUGUCCUGGAUCAAGUGGAUCAGCAUCUUCCAUUAUGGAAUGAAUGCCCUGACCAUCAAUGAGCUCAAAGGAGCAGUUUUCCAUUUGAAUUUUUCCACGGUCCCUGGAGAGGUGUACUUGCAGCAGCAAGGCAUCGACUACAGUGCCUGGGGCUUUUGGGAGAACGAGGUUGCUCUCUUGUGCUUGUCACUUGUGUUCCUGUUCUUUGCCUACAUCCAGCUGUUAAGAGUGAAUCGCUGGAAGUAAACUGGGCAAUUUCCAGUUAUCAUCCAUCAGGUUAGCAGCCAUGCAGAGUUCACCUUGGCCCCUCCUAUCGGUAUGUUCUUGAUUUCAGAUGCCUCCUGAUUUGUGCGGUUUUUCUCUUCAAUCACCAGAAGCCUGAAAAUGUAAAAGUAAUUUGACCAAGACUGACAGAGUGUAGUGUCAACAUAUGUGUAAAACAUUCAUUAAAUAUACGUGUUUUACUUUUUAAAUGCAGAAAAUGGUCAGAUACUCUCAUAACUAUCCAUGGCUCAUAAUAAUCAGCUGACCUCACACACACAGUGUGGAGAAUGGAACACAAGAGUUCUUGCUAAAACAUAGGACCCCUUGAAGGAGAAUUGUCUUUAGCUAGCAAUAAUUAUUCUUUCCUUUCCAUUCUUCCUACACAAAUUCUUGGCUAUGCUUUAGUCAGUAUUUGCUAGGUCUACCCCAACUUCUACUUUUCUGGCCAUCCCACAUCUUACCUUAUCACUAUCUAUUCAAAAUAUCCCAAUCACCCUUAUAUCAAUUUACCACUUCGAAAUUCUGUGCUGGCUAUGACUCUGGUAGAUCAGGCAUCUGCACAGUCCCCAAGUUUCAAUUUACUACUGGCAAAUAUGUAUUUAAAAUCAGUGUAUUUCACCCAUUAAAGUAUUUGUAUUGUUGAAAUAGAUAUUAGAAUUGCAACAAUGUGUUUAGACUUUAUAUAGAAUGCUUUUGAGUUGCUGCAUGUAUUACUUUUACUUAAAACAUCUGAAUCCAAUAUUGUAAGGUAAUAUUUGAGCACUUGCACUAUAAACCUCUGUAACUGUAAAUCAUGAGAUAGGAGAGAAAUAUUAAGAAGUGUGAAAUGCUAGUCUCCUACCAAAGGUGUUAUAUCCUGCCCAAGAAGGAAGGUCCAUUAACACCAGACAGAUUAAACAGCAAAUAACUCUGAUGUUCACUCUGCUUUCAACCAGGAAGAUGAGUCCUGCAAGUGAAUUCCUCCAGUAAACUAAAUUUGCAGCUCGAAGCAGAAGGAGAAAUGAGAAUAAAAACCCAUAACAAGGAUUAACUGUAUUUCAUUGUUCCUUGGACAGUAGGGGCAAGGUUUCUAGGCAUAAACAAGGGAUCACCAGCUGCUAAACAUGGGUUAGUCCUAAAGGACAAAUAGAGCUUCUUUAUUACAAAAGUGUCUAUUACUUUUUGAAAUGCAAGAUUGGAACCCAUUUCUCUGUAUAUAUGUUUACCUGUUUUAACCUUGUAAAUAACACUUUGAUUUCAUUUUCCUAUAUAAUAAAUCAGUGUAUAAUUUAUUUUAGGAUUGGCUACAAGCAUUGUCUUUGGUGUGAGAUGUAAGGUGCACAUGACCUGGGAUAAGUGACUGCUCCUUUGGGAUUGCUGAUUCUUGGUAAAAGGGACCAUUUAUCACAAAGACAAGCUUGCUUAGGUGACAAGAUAGGUCAGAAUAGGUCUGUGACUGUUACAGCGCCUGAGAAGUUUACACUUGAUAACUGAUUGGUGAAAUCUAAGUAUGUAAUUCAUAGUUAGUUUGGGGCUUGUGCGCUAGUUCUUAACAAUCUGUCCUGAGGUU
Molecule: messenger RNA, 3484 nt
Organism: Pelodiscus sinensis (Chinese soft-shelled turtle)
Lineage: Eukaryota; Metazoa; Chordata; Testudines; Trionychidae
Source: RefSeq, a predicted model, not a curated record